Molecule: messenger RNA, 1701 nt
Organism: Aureobasidium pullulans EXF-150
Lineage: Eukaryota; Fungi; Ascomycota; Dothideomycetes; Dothideales; Saccotheciaceae
Exons: 4
Coding region: 1-1701 (566 amino acids)
Biological process (GO): regulation of DNA-templated transcription
Cellular component (GO): nucleus
Molecular function (GO): zinc ion binding; DNA-binding transcription factor activity, RNA polymerase II-specific; transcription cis-regulatory region binding
Source: RefSeq, a predicted model, not a curated record
AUGGAGGCCGAGCAGGAACGGCCGGCCAAGCGGAUUCGUACUGGAAAAGCCUGCAAAUCGUGCCGCACGGCCAAAGCAAGAUGUGAAGUGCAACAGGAGGCAGAUAUCUGUCACCGCUGCCAAGUACUUGAUCUGGAGUGUGAACUACCGAAACGUAAUACAGCUCGCAUCCCAGCUCCAGCAUCAUCGAGCUCAGUCCCGGACAACAACAAUGUUGAAGAUCGGCUGAAACGGGUCGAGCAAAUGAUUGCGCGCUUAUCUGAAGCAGUCUUUCCACAACCCGGCCCUGUCUUGAACGGCAUUGGCGAUGCUGUCGUCAGCCCUGAUGCCACUCAUCCGGGUGAUGAUAGCACAGAAACACAUAUCUCGCAAAACUACCCGAAACCGGUAGAAAUUCUCCAAGACUUACAGUCUGAGCUAUACGGCCAAGUCGCUACACCUUCUGAACAGACAAGUCGUCUAGAUGUAGUCUCGAUGGGAAUACUGUCAAAUGACACCGCCAUCGAACUCUUGCGAACAUCCAUCGAUCGCUACAGCAAAUGGAUACCAUUGGCCGAGGUCGUCAAGUUCGUCAGCAAUGUGUCUCAAAGGUUUGUUCGCAAUUCACCUCUUUUGAUGAAUGUGCUCUGCUUGCUGGCGACUCGCUACCAUCCCGAGAUAGCUUCCCAAACAGUGUCAGACAUUUACAAGCACGUCAAACGGAUGGUCGCAGAUGCAGUAAUCGAUACACCUCCAGUCGCGAGUAGCGUUAUCCAGGCUUUCACCUUACUUUGUCUAUUCAGCCCUGCCGUUCAGACAGACAAGCCACUAGACAGUUGGCAUCUGAGUGCUAUUACUGCGAACCAUGCAGUCAUUGCUUUUGGCCCUAGCAACGUCCAGCAGCCAGGGGCCGCAGAAGAACGCACCAUCGAGCAGUUGCGCGUGUGGGGCAGUCUUUGCCUUACCCAUUUACAAUACUCCAUUGGCAGUGGUCGACCACUCACAAUCGCCAUUCGACUGAUGGAUGGUUGUCGCCGCCUACUCGAACAACCUACAAUCAUGCCUUUCGACACACCUCUGAUAGCAGAACUCCAGUUCUACAUUUGUCUUCACACCGCUCUUGGAAAUCCUGCCGCAACACCCGAAUCUGCCUUUGCACCUUGGGACUUUGCUUGGAGCCGGUUCCUGACCAAUUCUGGCCCGCCUAGGACUCUUGAAUUGUCCCAUUGGUUCGGUCACUUAUUGCUCCACCGCCGCAAUGCCUCUUCUCACCACGAUCAAUCGCCACAAUCUGCUCACGAGAGAAAUAUACCGUCCUGGCGAGAAAGUGCAAACAUCGUCUCACAAUUCGUGCGCGAUGCCUCGGAUCGCGCUCCAGACCUGCCCGACUUUGCUUUCUUCAUUGCGUCCUACGCUGCGCUGGUGCUUUGCGAGAGUGCCAUUGAUCAUCACUUGGUCGACAACCUACGUGCAUAUCUGUUCAAGGUCGCAUGCGGAGAGUCACAUAUUGCAUUCAAGCACGCGUGUAUUAUACAACGUGCACUGGAACGAUCAAGACAUGCUGAUGUAAGUGGUGAAGAUAGUACGAAUGGUGGUCCUGAGCUCUCUCCUAACACCGCCGGAACCCCUCUACCUUCACAGUCCAUGAACUUGAACGAGUUCGAUGCUUUGGCUGGGUUUGACAUCUUCGGAGAGUACUUCACUGUCGGAAGUCUGUUAUGA